Molecule: messenger RNA, 855 nt
Organism: Rotaria socialis
Lineage: Eukaryota; Metazoa; Rotifera; Eurotatoria; Philodinida; Philodinidae
Source: the annotation of a GenBank genome assembly
AUGCGAGCUAUCACAGACCCUAAUUUUUCUAAAUGGCUUUUAGAUAUCGGUGAUGGAAUGAUACAUUUACCAGAAAUACCUAAAAGCCAAUUUUCAGUUGAAGUUCCGAUUUCUUUAAUAUCUAAUGACAUAGUUACAGAUAUUUUUGGUAGUAGUUUUACCUGUACUGAUGUUGAAAAAUUUUCAAGGCGUGCAAUUCUCUGCCCAAGAAACGAAGAUGUUCGAUUAAUUAAUGAACGCGUUUUGAUAAAUUUAAACAAUGUUGAACAAAUGAGUUUUUACGCGAUUGACUCUAUAAAAAAUGAUGAUGGUGUAGACGAUCAUGAUUUACAAGUCAAUAUUCCGGUUGAAUUUCUUAAUACUUUGAAUCCACCUGGAUUAGCACCGUAUAAAUUAAAUUUAAAAGUCGGUUGUAUAGUAAUGCUUUUGAGAAAUCUUUCAGUAAACAAAGGACUAUGCAAUGGAACUAGAAUGAUUCUUAGAGCCUUUCGUCAAAACGUACUUCAAUUGGAAAUUAUUACUGGUGCACUUUCUGGAAUUGUUCACUUUAUUCCUAGAAUUUCUUUGGAUACAUCGAAUGAUCUGGCACUUCCAUUCAAUUUCGCCAGACACCAGUUUCCAGUUCGGCUUGCAUAUGCGAUAACAAUAAAUAAGUCUCCAGGUCAAACUUUUGAUAAAGUUGGCCUCUAUCUUUCAGAACCAUGCUUUUCUCACGGUCAGUUUUAUACAGGAUGUUCAAGAGCAACGAAAUCUAAUGGUUUAAAAAUUCAAGUAAAAGAUACCACUAGACAGGGAAAAAUGGAUAAUGAGCAAACAGUAACAGAUAAUGUUGUUUAUCGGGAGAUUUUUUCAUGA